CGCUUUUAUUCUGAAUUUCUAAGACCGGAAGUGUGUCAUAAUCGGGGCAAGUGUUCGCGCGGUGUUUCAAUCUUUGCAGCCUUGAAACUGAGCAGCUGACACGCCGUCCAUUGAAUAUGACGAAUGAGUGUUUUCCACUAGAAACCUCAACUUUUUAUUUUUUUUUAAAACCCAGUAACGUUUAAAUCUCUCCCUUAGCUCCAAGUCAAAGAGAGAUUUAUGAAUGUCACUAAUAAACAAAGUUGAACAAUUGACGCAAGUAGACGAGAAAAAAAGGGUGGACCGUCGACGUUUUAGGUUGUGAGGAUCUGUACGCCCAAGACCAGACUGAGGACCCAAAAAAGAAGAGCGAAAUGUCACAUGACGAACCAGAGCGCGUGCAGCCGGCGCAGAGAAAGACUGACAAGUACGUGCCCCCCUGGCUGAGGGAUGGUGGCACGCGCAGAGGAGAGUCCAUGCAGCCCAACCGCAGAGCUGACGACAACGCCACCAUCCGCGUGACCAACCUGUCCGAGGACACCCGUGAGACUGACCUGCAGGAGCUCUUCAGACCCUUCGGCUCCAUCUCCAGAAUCUAUCUGGCCAAAGACAAGAACACUGGGCAGUCCAAGGGCUUCGCGUUCAUCCGUUUCCACCGUCGUGAAGAUGCGGCCAGAGCCAUCGCAGGCGUGUCAGGAUUCGGAUACGAUCAUCCUGUUCUCAACGUUGAAUGGGCAAAACCAUCAAACAAAUGAACUUUUUACCACAUUUUAUCACCGUGCUAAAAUAUGGCUGUUACCUUAAUAAAAGAGAAUUUCAUCA
Molecule: messenger RNA, 801 nt
Organism: Phyllopteryx taeniolatus (common seadragon)
Lineage: Eukaryota; Metazoa; Chordata; Actinopteri; Syngnathiformes; Syngnathidae
Product: eukaryotic translation initiation factor 3 subunit G-like
Exons: 7
Coding region: 354-734 (126 amino acids)
Molecular function (GO): RNA binding
Source: RefSeq, a predicted model, not a curated record